CUCAGCCGUACAGUUCAUCCAAAUCCAAUCCAUUCUCCAUUUCAACAAACGUGAGGGCCUAAGAGAAGUGGGGUUAAAUACGAUCUGAGUUGAUGAUUACUAUAAAACCCACUCAUCUCCCUCCCGUCACGACUGUGUUUUCCUCUUGAACAUCAACCUCUCCUACUAUCCAAACCGUGACUACUAGAAACCUAGUAACUACUAGCACCACUUCCUCACCGCUGUUCCACCCCUCAAGUUCAAUAACUUUCUACAUCAUGCCUGUUACUGCUAUCGAGAGUCUCCGCGACUUCCAAACCCUCAUCGACUCUGGCGAUGUGGUAAUCGUCGACUUCUGGGCUGACUGGUGUGGUCCUUGCAGAAUGAUGAGUCCGAUCUUCGAACAGCUGGCCUCCAUUCCUGAGUCGAGCGCGAUCAAGUUCACCAAAGUCGAUAUUGAUACCCAGCCUGAGAUUUCUGAAGAAGUUGGAAUCAGAUCCUUGCCUACUUUCAUGGUGUUUAAAGAUGGUCAGAAAUUGGACGAGUUGGUUGGUGCUAAUCCCCCAGGCCUGCAUACGCUUAUUCAGCGCCAUGCAUGAUUUUGGGUAAACUAUAUACUACUUAUGUUGUGCUAUGUGCCUUUGUGUGAUGCGAUAUGAGUUUGCUGGAUUUGGAUUAUGUAUAUGUCUUGAAUCACUUUGGUGGUUCUCUUUUCAUUGUUAUUGUUGACGGUAUAAGUUUCGAUUCUUG
Molecule: messenger RNA, 729 nt
Organism: Aspergillus eucalypticola CBS 122712
Lineage: Eukaryota; Fungi; Ascomycota; Eurotiomycetes; Eurotiales; Aspergillaceae
Product: thioredoxin
Exons: 2
Coding region: 258-578 (106 amino acids)
Molecular function (GO): protein-disulfide reductase activity
Source: RefSeq, a predicted model, not a curated record